Molecule: messenger RNA, 290 nt
Organism: Colletotrichum navitas
Lineage: Eukaryota; Fungi; Ascomycota; Sordariomycetes; Glomerellales; Glomerellaceae
Exons: 1
Coding region: 35-253 (72 amino acids)
Source: RefSeq, a predicted model, not a curated record
CGGCAUUGAGACAGCCAGAUGUUUCUUGACGGCUAUGUCAUGCAAGGGAACCCUGACUGUGUGCCUACGCAGUACUAUCACUAGAGUCUGCACGGCCGCUGCAUGGGGCGCUGGGCGGAGAGGGUGGUCAUCAAGCGGGGUUAUCCCGCACCCAAUGUCCAUGUUCCUUAUCGCGGCAUCGUUAGUUGGCAGAAGCGGCGGCCGGGUAGAAUUGACAAAACGGGUUAGACUCAGCCACGCCGCAGUUGUUUGAGUUCAUGCCGUAUGAUUUAUCCGCUUCCGGGCAUGGU